AUGGCGACAGGAGUGGACCAGGCCGCUGGCAUGAGCCUUGUCGUCUUCAGCCUUGUCCUGUUCACAUACUACUCUGUGUGGGUCAUUAUUCUGCCCUUUGUGGCUCGUGAUCAUUUUCUGCACAAGUAUUUCCUGCCUCGGGAGUAUUCAGUCAUCCUACCUGGUGUCGCAGCCAUAAUACUGUUGAUUUGUGUAGGAGCAUUCGCAGCGGUCGUCCUGUGGAAAAAUCGCAAGCCAAAGAAAAGUGACUGA
Knipowitschia caucasica is the source of this 252-nucleotide messenger RNA. The record is from the annotation of a GenBank genome assembly. Lineage: Eukaryota; Metazoa; Chordata; Actinopteri; Gobiiformes; Gobiidae.